This is a messenger RNA of Maylandia zebra (zebra mbuna), 2237 nucleotides long. RefSeq names its product N-chimaerin. The record is from RefSeq and is a predicted model, not a curated record. Gene Ontology annotation, molecular function: GTPase activator activity. Gene Ontology annotation, biological process: positive regulation of GTPase activity; signal transduction; regulation of small GTPase mediated signal transduction. Lineage: Eukaryota; Metazoa; Chordata; Actinopteri; Cichliformes; Cichlidae.
ACCAGCGUGUGUUCUCACAUUGUUGGGAGCCGUGUUUGUUGCACUUUUAUUUUGCUACGAAGCAAAUGCUUUGUCUUCACAGUGUAACUUUAAAAGAAAAGGGUCCACCAGCGCCGCCUUAUCCUCCAGGACAGCCUACCAACUAAAGUGAAUCCGCUAACGAUUUAAACUGAGAGGGUGGAAAUUUGGAUCUGUUGCCUAAUUGUUCAUCAUCAUCAUCAUUAUUAUCUUAGAAUCAAGAUGGCCCUAAAUGUCUUUGAUCAUGAUGAAUACAGGCCACCAGUGUGGAAAUCCUACUUGUAUCAGCUCCAGCAGGAGGCACCUCACCCACGCAGAGUCACCUGCACCUCUGAGGUGGAAAACCGACCUAAAUACUAUGGCAGAGAGUUCCAUGGGAUGAUCUCAAGAGAAGAGGCUGACCAGUUACUGAGUCAGGCAGAGGGCAGCUACCUCAUCAGAGAGAGUCAGAGGCAGCCAGGCACUUACACACUGGCUCUAAGGUUUGGGAACCAGACAAGAAACUUCCGUCUCUACCAUGACGGGAAACACUUUGUUGGGGAAAAAAGGUUUGAGUCCAUCCAUGACCUCGUCACAGAUGGCCUCAUCACACUCUAUAUCGAGACAAAGGCAGCAGAGUACAUCGCUAAGAUGACCAUAAACCCUAUCUACGAGCAUGUGGGAUACACCACUCUGAACCAGGAGCCCACCCUGAAAAAACACCUCCCUCACAGCCAGGAGGAACCUGACGGACCGACUCCAGCCAAAGAUGACCACAACACAGAGGAAAGGCUCACAUCACUGGUGCGGCGGGCCACCCUGAGGGAGAGCGACUUGGCGCCCAAGUACGAGAAGGUCCACAACUUCAAGGUUCAUACAUUCAGGGGUCCCCACUGGUGUGAGUACUGUGCCAACUUCAUGUGGGGUCUCAUUGCUCAGGGAGUGAAAUGUGCAGAUUGUGGGUUGAACGUCCAUAAGCAGUGCUCCAAAGUCGUACCCAACGACUGCCAGCCAGACCUUCGGCACGUCAAGAAGGUGUACAGCUGUGACCUGACAACGCUGGUCAAGGCCCACAACACCAAGAGGCCCAUGGUGGUCGACAUGUGUAUACAGGAAAUUGAGGCCAGAGGUCUUCAGUCAGAAGGUUUAUACAGAAUAUCAGGCUUCAGCGAGCUGAUUGAAGACGUUAAACUGGCCUUUGAUAGAGACGGAGAGAAAGCAGACAUAUCCUCAAAUGCUUACGAGGACAUCAACAUCAUCACCGGAGCCCUCAAACUGUACUUCAGAGAGCUGCCCAUACCCCUCAUCACGUAUGAUGCCUACCCACGCUUCAUAGAAGCUGCAAAAAUAACAGACCCAGAGAAACGACUGGAGGCCCUCCAUGAGGCCUUGAAGCUGCUGCCACCAGCUCACUGCGAGACGCUGCGAUACCUCAUGGGUCACCUCAAGAGAGUGACACAAUACGAGAAGGAGAAUCUCAUGACUAGCGAGAAUUUAGGCAUCGUCUUCGGCCCAACACUUAUGAGGGCGCCCGAGCUGGACGCCAUGACGGCACUCAACGAUAUCCGAUAUCAGAGACUUGUGGUGGAAAGUCUCAUUACCAAUGAAGAUGUGUUGUUCUGAAGUGCAAGAGGAGAUAAAAAGAGAGACUGGGGAUGACACUUGAAUGCUUUUAAAGAUAAAAAGGUGGCUUCUAAUGAGAAAAUGAAGGAGAAACAUGCAAGAUACUUGUGUCUCGCUAGAGAGGAUUCAAAAAAUAUACUACCUGCUUUUGUGAUGGUUGGAUAAAUCGAGAAAUGAAGGAAGUGUCUGUCUUCAUGAAAGCAAUUUAACAAAAUCUAUCUUGAGACACAGCAACUUUGAGUGAAGAAGUGGAUGGAAAGACCCAGCAUUUCCCUAAAGUUUAAUGAAAAUAGGAGCAAAACAUCAAGUCAACGAGCUCUACUUUGUCUCUAUGAGUUGGUAUUAAAAACACCCUGUAUCAGCGAGAGAAUUAACAAUGUGUGGUAGAAACACUGCACCAUCUAUCUUUAAGUUCUUGUCAUUUCUUCCUACAAGGAUGCCUUGACAUUUUGGAUUGUGGAAAAACAUAACUGUAUUGAAAAUGUUAGCUUGGUUAGUGUUUAUCAUUGAAAGUCCUGGUAAGUUUUCGUUGUUUUCUUAGUGUCAGUGUGUCCCGUUUGAUCCUCUUGAAGAGAAGAAGCAGCAGCACUGGCUUCCUAACAGUAGACAGCCGGAUG